AUGGGAAGCAUUGAUCUAAUCGAUCAUUCACCGCAGCAUCCCGUGCCCGCUGCGCCGAUACCGACAGCCUCCAACGUCGUCUUGAUCGACAACUACGACUCUUUCACAUGGAAUGUCUACCAGUAUCUGGUUCUCGAAGGGGCCACCGUUACCGUCUUUCGCAACGAUCAAAUCAAUCUCGACGACCUGAUCGCAGCGAAGCCAACUCAGCUCGUGAUUAGUCCGGGGCCCGGUCACCCUAUCACCGACUCCGGAAUCAGCAAAGACGCCAUCAAACACUUUAGUGGCAAAAUUCCCGUACUUGGAGUGUGCAUGGGCGAGCAGUGCAUCUAUUCGGCGUUUGGAGGCACUGUUGAACAGACUGGAGAGAUCUUGCAUGGAAAGACAUCUCCACUGCGGCACGAUGGCAAGGGUGUGUACGCUGGCCUUUCACAAGAUCUGCCCGUGACCCGAUAUCACUCGCUUGCUGGUACUCAUCCAACUUUGCCGGAUUGUCUUGAGGUGUCGUCCUGGAUAGCUGCUGGACCAGAUGGAGCCAAAGGCGUCAUAAUGGGUGUACGGCACAAGGAACUCCUCGUCGAAGGAGUCCAAUUCCACCCAGAAAGCAUUUUAACAGCCGAAGGAAGGGUCAUGCUGAAAAACUUCCUGCGCAUGCAGGGUGGCACCUGGACAGAGAAUGAGCGCUUGCAAAGACAGCCCAAGGCUCUGGCGCCGAAUGGCGCACCCUCCACAGGAGGCAAGAAACCUUCCAUUCUUGAACGCAUCUAUGCCGAUCGCAAGGUGAAGGUAGCUGCGCAGAAGCAAGUUCCUUCACUACGGUCGGAGGACUUGCAAGCUGCUUAUGACUUGAACCUUUCCCCUCCCUUGAUUUCAUUCCCCGAGCGUCUCAGGCAAUCGCCGUACAAAUUGUCGCUAAUGGCCGAAAUCAAGCGUGCCUCUCCUUCGAAAGGCAUCAUAUCUCUUUCCGCAUGCGCUCCAGCUCAAGCAAGAACGUACGCGUUGGCAGGUGCAAGCGUGAUCUCAGUGCUCACAGAGCCAGAGUGGUUCAAAGGCAGCAUCGAGGAUCUUCGCAGUGUACGACAAGCAUUAGAAGGCAUGCCAAAUCGACCCGCGCUUUUGAGGAAGGAGUUUGUGUUCGACGAGUAUCAGAUCCUAGAGGCUCGUCUUGCUGGCGCCGACACAAUCUUGUUGAUUGUGAAGAUGCUUGAUACCGAGACAUUGACACGGUUGUACAAGUAUUCGCAAUCGCUCGGAAUGGAACCCCUUGUCGAAGUCAACACCAUGGAGGAGAUGGAGAUCGCCGUCAAUCUUGGCUCCAAAGUAAUCGGUGUCAACAAUAGGAACUUGACGACUUUUGACGUGGAUAUGGAGACCACGACUCGUUUAAUGGCGACUGUACCAAAGGAGACAAUACUCUGCGCGCUGAGUGGCAUUGCUGGCCCCAAGGAUGUUGUGCCUUAUCAGCAGAACGGAGUCGGCGCAGUACUCGUAGGAGAGGCACUCAUGCGUGCCCAUGACACCGCCAAGUUCAUUUCUGAGCUUCUAGGUGGCGACGAGCAGGCGGUCAAGGCGAAUAGCCAGCGCAAGCCGCUGGUCAAGAUCUGUGGCACACGAAGUGCCGAAGCGGCGAAGGCUGCGAUCGAUGCAGGCGCCGACCUCAUUGGCAUUAUUCUAGCCACAGGUUUCAAGCGAUGCGUACCCACCGCCACAGCCUUGAAGAUCUCAGAAAUUGUCCACGGCACCGAGAAAACGUCCCCUCGAGUGACGGAUACCUCUCUGGAAGCUGUUGGCAAAGCUUCCAGCUUCUUCGCGCACACUGCCUCUCAUCACAUCCAACACCCAAAUCGAGCUUUACUUGUUGGCGUGUUUCUGAACCAGUCGCUCGACUACAUUCUCGAGCAGCAAAAGCUGCUCAAUCUGGACAUUGUCCAACUUCACGGCUCAGAGCCCCUAGAAUGGGCCUCUCUUAUUCCAGUUCCUGUCGUGAAGUCUUUCAAGCCGGAUGAUGCAGGUCUUGCUUCUAGGGGACUUCACUCUAUGCCAUUACUAGACCCUGGCGCUGGUGCUGGAAAGCAGUUGCACAUGGACCGUGUGAAACAGCUACUAGAAGCUGAUGAAGGUCUGCGAGUGCUUCUUGCUGGCGGGCUGAACCCUGAGAAUGUCAAGCAGGCUGUUGAAGCUCUUGGCAAUGCCAAGGCGCAACUGGCUGGCGUGGAUGUAAGCAGCGGUGUCGAGCAGGAUGGUGAGCAGAACAUUGAUGGAAUCCAAGCCUUUGUCAAGGCCGCGAAAGCUAUUGAUCUCUAG
Molecule: messenger RNA, 2304 nt
Organism: Lecanosticta acicola
Lineage: Eukaryota; Fungi; Ascomycota; Dothideomycetes; Mycosphaerellales; Mycosphaerellaceae
Source: the annotation of a GenBank genome assembly